Molecule: messenger RNA, 1205 nt
Organism: Eptesicus fuscus (big brown bat)
Lineage: Eukaryota; Metazoa; Chordata; Mammalia; Chiroptera; Vespertilionidae
Gene: PPID
Product: peptidylprolyl isomerase D
Exons: 10
Coding region: 93-1205 (370 amino acids)
Biological process (GO): protein folding; protein peptidyl-prolyl isomerization
Molecular function (GO): peptidyl-prolyl cis-trans isomerase activity; protein binding
Source: RefSeq, a predicted model, not a curated record
GGUCUCCGUGGACACAGCCGCUGUUGGGGUUUCGGUGACUCUGCAGCCACGAGGUGCCUGGAAUCCGCUUCCGAGCGCGCCUGCAAGUCACAAUGUCGCACCCGUCCCCCCAAACUAAGCCCUCCAACCCUGGUAACCCCCGAGUCUUUUUUGACGUGGACAUCGGAGGCGAGCGAGUUGGUCGAAUUGUCUUAGAAUUGUUUGCAGAUAUUGUACCCAAAACUGCAGAAAAUUUUCGUGCAUUGUGUACAGGAGAAAAAGGCAUUGGAUCCACCACUGGAAAACCUCUCCAUUUCAAAGGUUGCCCUUUCCAUCGAAUUAUUAAGAAAUUUAUGAUUCAGGGUGGAGACUUCUCAAAUCAGAAUGGGACAGGUGGAGAAAGUAUUUAUGGUGAAAAGUUUGAAGAUGAAAAUUUCUAUUAUAAGCACGACCAGGAGGGUUUAUUGAGCAUGGCAAAUGCAGGCUGCAAUACAAACGGUUCUCAGUUCUUCAUCACAACAGUUCCAACUCCUCAUUUGGAUGGGAAACAUGUGGUAUUUGGCCAAGUAAUUAAAGGAAUGGGUGUGGCAAGAAUCCUGGAAAAUGUAGAAGUGGAAGGUGAAAAACCUGCCAAAUUGUGCGUUAUUGCAGAAUGUGGAGAAUUGAAGGAAGGGGAUGACUGGGGAAUAUUCCCAAAAGAUGGUUCUGGUGAUAAUCAUCCAGAUUUCCCCGAGGAUGCAGAUAUAGAUUUAAAAGACGUAGAUAAAAUAUUAUUAAUAACAGAAGACUUAAAAAACAUUGGAAAUACUUUUUUCAAAUCCCAGAACUGGGAGAUGGCCAUUAAAAAGUAUACAAAGGUUUUAAGAUAUGUGGAAGGUUCAAAAGCUGUUACUGAGCAAGCAGAUAGAUUGAAGCUGCAACCUGUUGCUUUAAGUUGCAUGCUGAAUAUUGGUGCUUGUAAACUAAAGAUGUCAAAUUGGCAGGGAGCAGUUGACAGUUGUUUGGAGGCUCUUGAAAUAGAUCCAUCCAAUACCAAAGCACUGUACCGCAGAGCUCAAGGAUGGCAAGGAUUGAAGGAAUAUGACCAAGCAUUGGCUGAUCUUAAGAAAGCUCAGGAGAUAGCACCGGAAGAUAAAGCUAUCCAGGCAGAAUUGCUGAAAGUCAAACAAAAGAUAAAGGCACAGAAAGAUAAAGAGAAGGCAGCGUAUGCAAAAAUGUUUGCUUAA